GCCCAAUUAAAAGUUACCUUCAAAUUUAGAUUUCGAAGAAUUCGUUUCGUCAGUCUCCUCCGGCGUUUCGAAGCAUUGGUAGCUGCGAUUCCUGGGUAAGAAAUACAUUGGAAACUUUGAAAAUCAUCGAAUUUCUUGCAGAUGGCUUUGGUUGUUAUAUGUGGCCAACCGUGUAGUGGGAAAUCAACGGCUGCAGCCGUGCUUGCCGAAGCGCUUCAAGAAGUAGAAUCUAAGCCGUCAGUCAGGAUCAUCGAUGAGUCUUCCUUUCACCUCAGUCGCAACCAACGCUACGCCGAUAUGCCGGCAGAAAAAAAUCUCAGAGGAGUACUCAGAUCCGAAGUCGAUAGGUCGUUGUCCAAAGAGAAUAUCAUCAUAGUCGAUUCUUUAAACAGCAUAAAGGGUUACAGAUACGAGUUAUGGUGUUUAGCGCGGUCAGCAGGAACUCGAUACUGCGUGCUGCAUUGCGACGUCGAAGAUUCUAUUUCCCGGAAAUGGAACAAAGAACGUGGCGAGCGAUCCGAGCCCUCUUACGAGGAUAAAAUCUUCGAAGAUCUAGUUCGGAGAUUCGAAAGGCCCAACAGAAAAAACCGUUGGGAUUCACCGUUGUUCGAGUUACGGCCGUCCAGCGACAGAAUCGAAAAGUCAUCUGCUGCUGUAGUCGACGCAGUUACGUAUCUCACAAAAAAGGUCGACUCCAAAACAAGGGACGUCAGAGUUUUACAGCCGACUAUUGCCACACAAAAUGCUCGGGUAUCAGAGGCAAACUCUCUCUAUGAAAUCGACAGAGCUACGCUCGAAGUAAUGAAUAUUAUCAUAGAAGCACAGUCCCGUGCCAUGGGAGGUCCCGUUAAUGGUGUUUCCCUCGGUCCCAGGUUACCGGGCGUCGUUUUAUCAAGACCUGUUGGUCUACCCGAGCUGCGGAAACUUAGACGAACUUUUAUCAAAUUGACCGGGCAAUCGAGCCUGAGUGGUCCGCCGCCGCCUUCGGAUGCGGAUAGCGCGAAGAGGAUGUUUGUCGACUACUUGAAUCGAGAGUUACAGAACAGUUGAAACAGUUGAGAGAAUUUCGUCAUUAUUUUGCUGCCCAAACAAGAGGUGAAAAUAUUUAUGCCGAAGAGAUGCUCUUUGGUAAGUUAGAGAGUGAAGAAAGGUAAGGCUUGUGGCGACAUUCUUAGGCUGCUGCGGUAUGUUUCUUAUUUGUGUCUUGAUUUGUAUUGUUAACAUAUGUUUUUCUGGUAAAUGCUUAAUUAUAUUUAAAUUCAAAUGUUACGAUGAAUUAACUGAAGCCAAAUUUAAAGAUGUUAUUGAUA
Andrographis paniculata is the source of this 1310-nucleotide messenger RNA. Its product is annotated as protein KTI12 homolog. The transcript has 2 exons. Bases 142 to 1050 code for a protein of 302 amino acids. Lineage: Eukaryota; Viridiplantae; Streptophyta; Magnoliopsida; Lamiales; Acanthaceae. The record is from RefSeq and is a predicted model, not a curated record.